CCUGCUGGCAUGAAACCGAUUCAAAGGACCCCACACAGGGGAGCGCAUUGCAAAACCCUUCGAUUCCCUGUGUGAGGAAUUUGGAAUCAGACAUAAACUCGACUUUAUAAUCUGCAACAAUGCCGCGAAUAUGAAGCGAGCCUUUUCAGUGUGUUUUCCAAAAGAACAAGAUGGCGAAGUAACUGAUGAUGACAAUCUGGAUGAUGCAGAAUUGUGGGAAGACCUCUCCAGAGAUGAAUGGGAGACUGUGGACCGCACAAUCAACAGAGGAAGCCCUAAACGUCAGCAGUGCUUUGCGCAUACUCUGCAGUUAACUGUUGGUGAUGGUCUGAAGGAUGCACGGAUCAUGAACAGUUCCUUUGCAAAAUGUUCCAAGCUGAGCUCUCUCCUGCAUACAUCCAGCACCUUUAAGGAUGCAUUUGGAGAUAAGUUUGGGCAGCGAGGGAUACCUGCUUCUGUAAAUACACGGUGGAAUUCAACUCUCCGCCAAGUCAAGGCAGUGCUUUCAUUCAGUCAUCAGGAAUUGAGCAGUGUUGUUCAGGACACAGGACACAAUGAGCUGGUCUUCUCAAUUAGGGAGUGGAACUUGAUGAAGGAACUUUGUGAUGUGCUACAACCAUUUGCCGAGGCCACUGAUCUUACUCAGGGAGAGAAGAUUGUGACUGUAAGCUCUGUCCUUCCCUGUGUAUUGUCACUAAACCACCAUUUGGAAAAAUUCAGACCGCAAGCGCGCUUCCUGGGAAGCAUGAGCCAUAGCCUGCAAUCCUCUCUGAAGGAAAGAUUCCGGGGGAUCUUUGUUAAUGUGAAGAUGUUGUCAGCAGCAUCAGGAGAAGAGCUGCCAUUUGCAGACCCAGUCUACAUCAGGUCAGCUGUCCUGGACCCAACUUUCUCCAUGUUGUGGCUUCAGCAUGAUGUGCUUGUCACCGAUGACAUCAAGAACAACAUUGUUGACAUGGUGAAAGAUCUGAUUCUACGUGAGGUGCAACCUCACACAACGUCCCAGAGUCCUGGAUUCCAAGACGUCGAAAGUGAAAGCCAUCAGGAAGACAGCGCUGGCUUAUUCUCAGACUACAGAAAACGCCGCAAGCAGGACCCAACCACCAACCCAGAGACACAACUAAAUAACUAUUUUGGUCUUUGUUGUGGGCAGCCUUGUCUGUCCUUCUGGGAUGCAAACACGGCUGUCCUCCCUGCCCUUUUUCCUGUUGCAAUGAAAGCUUUGUCAGUGCCAGCCUCAAGUGCCCCAGUUGAAAGUCUUCAGCCAUGGUGGAAUCAUCAUGAGACUCCAUCGUGCUCGGCUUGCAGAUAA
Molecule: messenger RNA, 1309 nt
Organism: Neoarius graeffei (lesser salmon catfish)
Lineage: Eukaryota; Metazoa; Chordata; Actinopteri; Siluriformes; Ariidae
Product: zinc finger BED domain-containing protein 4-like
Exons: 2
Coding region: 131-1309 (392 amino acids)
Source: RefSeq, a predicted model, not a curated record